Clupea harengus (Atlantic herring) is the source of this 5337-nucleotide messenger RNA. RefSeq lists its product as uncharacterized. Lineage: Eukaryota; Metazoa; Chordata; Actinopteri; Clupeiformes; Clupeidae. Gene Ontology annotation, molecular function: zinc ion binding; protein binding. The transcript is spliced from 19 exons. The record is from RefSeq and is a predicted model, not a curated record. The coding region runs from base 1312 to 4089 and encodes 925 amino acids.
UUUGAAGGCCUUAGAAUCCCAGGGGCUUCGGAAAGCCUCAGGCCCAGCCUCAGCCUCGGGGGCCACUGGUACUGUGGAGUUCUGACUCUUUCUGAGGGCCUCAGGGAAGGUCGAACAGUGGGAGAAGGUUUAUUGUCAUUGGUGAAUGUUCAUUUGUUUUCUGUCAUAUAAUGAUUGUCUUGCUUUGGCCCCUUCUCUUUGAGUCCUGCCUUCCCACAUGAUUUAUGCCAGUGUGGUUAGUACGUAAUUUCUUGUUUAUUUAUCUCUAGAAAAGCUUUGUCGCUUCACAAGUGUUUCUGUGGGAAAAUAUAUUUGUUAUUGUUGAAUUAAGAAUUAUAUUUGUGUAUGUUAAAGAAAAUAUAAAUGUUAUUAUCGAAUUGGGAGUUAUAUGGCUUUGGAUAGGGGAAUUGGGGGGCUUUUCAGAAGUGACGUCUUUGGUACCCAUGCACAAUGGUGUUGCUCCUUUAAGAGCAGCAUGUACUGGGUGGGUGUGGUCGAGCGAGAGAGAGCGUUGCAGAGAGAGGCAAGGCAAGGCAAGUCUAUUUAUAUAGCACAUUUCAUACACCGUGGUAAUACAAUGUGUUUCACAUAAAACACAAGCAAAGCAAAAGGUCAGUUCCUGAUCAUAAAAACAGUCAAUGAUAGGAAAUAAAAGCAUGAGAACAUCAAGGCAUAAAACAGUAAAAGAUAGGAAAUAAAAGCAUAAAAUAGAAUAUUAAAAAUCAUGAGUCUACUACACUAAGCAAUAAUGCUUCAAGGAACUGUUUAUAGCCAGUUAGCAGAAGGCAUCUGAGAAAAGUUUGGUCUUAAGUCUAGAUUUAAAACUGGGAUUAGUUGAAGCGUUUUUGAUGUCUUCUGGAAGUUGGUUCUAGAGGUGAACCGCAUAGUGGCUGAGUGCUGCUUCACCCUGUUGUUUAGUUUGGACAGUAGGUUUUACUGAUAGAUAUUUCUACUAUUCAGAGAGAACGGGAAUGUAUACGAACAGUUUGGAUGUAGCGAGAAAAGUUAUGUUGCUCUAACAUUGAACCAGUGUGGAGAAUAAAUCGUCAGAAAGAAUCAGUUGCCAUUUAUUUACUCAUCAGCUGCAGAGGGAAAGGCAAGGGAGUAGUUAAGAACACUCUGGCCCUGGAGCAGUGAACAGUCUCCCCUGUAAUCCGACUAUGGUCAGAGACAGACAAACAGACAGAUAAGAGCAGGAAAGAUUAACAAUCGAUACGGAGCUCUGUCUGGAAGUGCUUCACGUUCUCGACACAAGCUUCGAUGCCUCGGUGUCAACGGUGAAAGGCACUGACACCAGAUGAACGAUUUAUCAUGAGUGACAGUCAGAACACCGAAGAAACUGAUGAACUUAAGCAGGGAGAUAGUAAUGAGUGUCGGGCGAACAAGCGUCCACGCUCGGAGUGUUUGGACGUUGUGCCACCCAUAACACAACAGAGAGAUCACUGCACUGCUGGACCAGGCAAUGUGCCCUGUUCAGUUUGCCCAAAGAGUGCCUACAAGUCCUGUCUGACCUGCUCUGCCUCUUUCUGUGGGAUCCAUGUGAGGCAGCACUACACAACUCCAGCUCUUCAGGGGCAUAAGCUGGUGGAGGCCACUGGAGACCUGGAACAGAGACUAUGCCAACAGCACUACAGAGCGCUGGAGUUAUUUUGCAAGACUAACCAGACCCCAAUCUGUGUGUUAUGUGUUGCAAAGCAACACAGAGGGCAUGACAUAACAGAACUCGAAGAAAAACAGAGUCGUCAGAUGAAGGAAUCUGAAAUGGCACCCAACAAAAAUGUUCUUGUGCCAAAGGAACUGACCGUGAACGAAGUGACCACAUCAUCAGCUCACCUUAGCUGGACUCUGCCAUAUGAGAUGGACCUGACUUCUCAUAGUUUCCUCAUAUCUUACUCUAGUGAAGGGAAAGAUGAAGAGUUCAUCUCCACUUCCUCGUGCAGCACAGUCAUCACAGGCUUACAACCAGACACACACUACACUGUCAAUGUCUCCGUUGGGUGCCACAGUGGAAUUUGCCAGCCUGCUUCAAUUCCCAUCCAUACUAGCCUUGUACAUGGAAAACCUAAUGGCUCGGACAUGGCCAUAAACAAUUCCAGCCAAUCAACACAGUUGUCCAGGGGCACGAAGGGAGAUCUCCCUACUCCUGGGCAAAUCAAGAUCAAGUCCGUGGCACAUGAUGCUGUGUCUCUGAGCUGGGAACCUCCUGAAGGACUGACUGAGUCUCUGAGAUUCAGAGUCACCUGGAAGUGUGAAAGCACAGGAAAACUGCUCUGUUCUGAAGUGCCAGUUCCAAAUAUCUGCAUUCAAGGCCUCACUCCAGAAGUGAAAUAUGAAUUUACUGUAGCCACCAUCAAUGACAGUCGUGGACAAAGUACCAAAGUAGUUUCAACAGCUCAAACAACAGAAAUUCCUGUGCCAAAGAAACUGACCGUGUACGAAGUGACCCCAACAUCAGCUCUCCUUUUCUGGGCUCUGCCUUAUAACAUGGACCUGACUCGUCAUAAAUUCCUCAUAUCAUACUCUAGUGCAGGGAAAGGUCAAACAUGUAUCUCCACUCCCUGGAAUAACAUAGUCAUCACAGGUUUACAACCAGACACAGACUACACUGUCAGGGUCUCUGUUGUGUGCCACAGUGGAACUUUCCAGCCUGCUUCAACUACCUUCCAUACGAACUCAUGGGAAAAUCUGACCUUGGCAGAUGGUGAUGAGAGACCUUCUAAGGACAAGGAACCCUCCACCACCUCUACCUCUGAAGAUCCAGAUCCUCCUCACAUCAGGAGAAGAGACAAUACGGAUUUAGGGCCUCCAAACAGGACGACAUAUUACACUCUUGCUCCUGGAAAGUCGGCAGAAUGCUCUCGGGAUAUCGAAACAUGGCUCAAACCUCUAACUAAGGCGAAAUCGGCACAGAGUUGUGAUAUGAUCCUGGCUCUCUGCCUGGUUGUGUCUCGAGUUGGAACAGAUGUUGAAACAGCACUGAAAGACAUCCCUGAUGACAAGCCGACCAUUCUGGUGGUUCUGCACCAUACCCUUGAUCCUGAUUGUGUAGUACCAGACAGCAGUAGGUUUACCAAAAAGGAGGACAUGCUCAUUGUGGACUGUCUGUUUAAUGAGGAUGAUGGAUUAUUGAGAUGUGAAAGAAAUGGCAUUUCACAAUCCACAAUGUUGAAAUGGAUCGACACAAAGGUUUCUUGUUCUAAAGUGAGCCUACGUGGUAAAACCUUCCAAGAAGUAAGACAGCAGGAUGGUCAAGCAAAGUUUGCAGAACUCCCUCCUCCUGGGCCAAUCAAGAUCACGUCUGUGGCACAUGACGCUGUGUCUCUGAGCUGGGAGCCUCCUCAAGGACUGACUAAAUCUAUGAGAUUCAGAGUCACCUGGAAAAGUCAAAGAACAGGAGAUCUGCUCAGUUCUGAAGUGUCAGUUGCAAAUCUUCCUAUUCAAGGCCUCACUCCAGGAGUGAAAUAUGAAUUUACUGUAGUCACCAUCAAUGAUAGUGGUGGGCAAAGUAAGAGUGUUUCAACAACCCAUGCAACAGGACUUGUAAAUGGGAAACAUAGUGGCUCAGACAGGGCCACAAACAAUUCCAGCCACCUUGGUUCAGGAGCACGAAGGGAGGCUCAAAUAUCAACAAACCUUUUACCAGAAUCAUGGACGACAUAUUACCCUCUUGCUCCUGGAAAGUCGGCGGAAUACUCUAAGGAUAUCGAAACAUGGCUCAAACCACUAACUAAGGCGAAAUCGGCACAGAGUUGUGAUAUCAUCCUGGCUCUCUGCCUGGUUGUGUCUCGUGUUGGAACAGAUGUUGAAGCAGCACUGAAAGCCAUCCCUGAUGACAAGCCGACCAUUCUGGUGGUUCUGCACCAUACCUUUGAACCUGAUCAUGUAGUACCAGACAGCAGUAGGUUUACCAAAAGGGAUGACAUGCUCAUUGUGGACUGUCUGUUUAAUGAGGAUGAUGGAUUAUUGAGAUGUGAAAGAAAUGGCACUGCACAAUCUACAAUUCUGAAAUGGAUCAGCGCAAAGGUUCCUUGUCCUCAAGUGAGCCGAUUUGGUAGGUUUCUACCACGAAGUAUGACUACAGGAUGGUAAAGCAAAGUUUGCAGGUGUCCACUACAAGAACACAAAGGUUUCUUCCCUCAAUCUUUCAGAGGUCCUGAUGUCUAUUAGGUGAUUUGAAGGGCCUUGGAGGGCCUUGGAGGAUUCCAUGAUCAUCUUGUUCUCAUGGAAAUUGUUUGGCAUGAAUGGAUUAAAAUAAUGUCUAAUCUUGAUGAUCCCAUGAUCAUCCCGUUCUUAAUAAUAAUCCUGUCAUCAAAGAAUUUGUGUGUUAUAUAUACUAUAGAAAAUAUUACAUAUGUGCCCAAACUUUGGAAUGAUGCUCCAUGCCUUUUUUCACUCUAAAUGAUAUACUAAUACAAAAAUAAUGUGCUAACCUGCUUAAAAUGUUGAAAAGACCGUUUCAUCUUUAACUUGCAUGCCACUGUCUAGCAAGGUAUCUAAACUUGUGUAUAUGGUGUAGUGGAACAGAUGAACAGCUACACAGUUCUCUUGCAUACAAACCACGACCCAGAGCGAUAAAAACUAAGUAAGUAUCACACAGUAUGCCACAAAACACAUGUUGUGGCUCCUGACAGCAGAGCCUACACACAACAUUUGGAGCGAGCAUGGCAGACAUUUCAGGUGGAAAUACUGGCUCAGCCGGCACCACAGAUUUCACAUAAUAGGCCGUCUAUUACAUGACGUUAGGAAAUAGGCUGUCCAUAAAUGUUAAACUCAAAUUAGCUCUCAGUAUUCAUGCUCCACAUGUAAAAGGUGGGUGGACUGUAGUUAUAGGUUUGUUGAAGUCACUUUGAUAAUCUUCAGGACAACAUUGUUGUAUAAUGUUUAGAUAUAAAUGUUUAACCAGUAGAUUAACACUGAAUCUACCUCAAUUGCUUUCAGUACUUUUUAUCUUGGCCGUUCACAUGCUGCUACAGUGAUACGCUAGCUUUAUUUUAAAAAGCCUGAACUAUUGAAAUGCAGUUGGAUAGGAAUGGGAAAUCAUUUUCAUUUGGGUUGUAUUGACAUUGAGGUUACAAUAAUUUGGUUGCACUGGUUUUAUUUUCUGCACAAAUUUUUUUUAUUGAAAUUCAUGUUGCCUUAAUAAUAAAAAAAAUUCUGAGCAAAAUGUGUCUCACUUUAUUUAGAGCCAAGAAAUAUAUCUUCUUCUUACAAGUUCUUAUAAUUUGUCUAUAUUAUUUUACGCCAGCCUAUGAUAUUUCAUACUGGUAUGGACAUUUUCAUACUUUACUUAAGGCUAGCAGAGACAUGCUAUGUAAUAUUAAAAUGACUAUAAGGUAU